Phytophthora nicotianae INRA-310 is the source of this 481-nucleotide messenger RNA. RefSeq lists its product as hypothetical. The record is from RefSeq and is a predicted model, not a curated record. Lineage: Eukaryota; Oomycota; Peronosporomycetes; Peronosporales; Peronosporaceae. The coding region runs from base 1 to 225 and encodes 74 amino acids. The transcript has a single exon.
AUGGACUACACAGACGCUUCAAAGGCGUUGGUGUUAUACACUUUGCUUAAGACGAGAAAGCGAGCUUCUGCGACUGUAGAAGAUCUAAGACAAAAGAUUGUAGCCGAAAGACGUCGUUGGGAAUGGUCUAGAGCGGUGAGAAUGCGCCAUUACCUGACGCUGGAGUGCAUCAAGGACCCCGGAGGACUCGCCGUGGAUGAAUGUAUGGAAGCAUGGCACAGAUAAAAAAAACUUCCUCGCGCUUACUAGUCUUACACGGUAACGUAUUUGACGAGAGAAGAAGUACACGAGCUAACAGUAUACUACGCAGGGCCUCUUUUUGCCGUCUACUUGAGCGCUUUAUGCCUCAUUACACCAUAGACUUGUACAGUCCCAAGGGUGGCCGUCCAGUCGAUUGGACGGAAAGAACUACCGGGUAAGGCAUUAUCAUAUGUUAAGUUAACUUAGUGAGAUCCUUGUAUUAGGCCAAAACAGAUUCUAC